CAGCCCCACCAACCGCCAUCCCGAUCCUCCUAUUUGCCCCACCUCAAAAAGCUCACCAAUUCUGGUUCAGAGUCCAGACUCUCCCCUGAACUGUAUGUACAAUACCUUCGUACACCUGCAGGCCAGCAUCACCAGCCUCUCGACAAGCCAAGCGAAGGGCGAACCAAGCCGGACCGCUACAUAGACCAAAGUUGUGAACAAGGCAAAUUCAAACAACCGAACGAAAGAAAAAGAUGCCCUCAGUAAAGAACCCAAACGCCCCGUCCAAAAACCGCCUCGCCGCCCGCGCAGCAAAGCAACGCAAACAACGCCAAAAGGCUGCCGCGGCCGGCCAGCUCAAGAAAGUAAUUGCCAAGGGGGACAUGCGCCGCGGCGCCCGUCCGGGCUUGCUCCCCACCAGUGGACCGAGGAAGCCUGUCAGUGCUAAGAGACAGCGCAAACUCGAGCGCAAGAUGGGAUACGCGCUUAAGCGGAAGAUGGAGGCUGAGCUGGCCGAGGGGGAGGUGGUGAUGAAGGACGUAGAUGUCGACGAGAGCGGGAAGGUCGAGAAGGCUGGGGAUAAAAGUAGCAAGGGGAAAGGGAAAGGACAGCAAGCGGAAGAACAGGAGGUGGAGAUGGAUAUUGAGUGAUCGAGGGACUUCGAGGUCGUGCCUUGCCUAGGUGCGGAUGGAAGACGCUUCCCGCCGGCCACCC
Molecule: messenger RNA, 693 nt
Organism: Canariomyces notabilis
Lineage: Eukaryota; Fungi; Ascomycota; Sordariomycetes; Sordariales; Chaetomiaceae
Exons: 2
Coding region: 234-629 (131 amino acids)
Source: RefSeq, a predicted model, not a curated record